GCAGUGCAGCCCAGCCCCUUAAUACACAAAAGGGAGGAACCCAUCACACGGACGCUGUUAUAGUGAAAAAUCACAAAAAUAAUCGCCUAAAUAGGAAAUAAAACAGUAUUUUCCGUUGUGAAAAUGUCGUACAUACCCGGUCAGCCCGUCUCCGUGGUUGUGCAACGAAUUGAAAUUCAAAAAUUACGAGAUGGGGAUAAUUUAAUAUUAGGGUUCAGCAUCGGAGGAGGAAUUGACCAGGAUUCGAACCAGAACCCAUUCUCUGAAGAUAAAACGGAUAAGGGAAUCUAUGUAACACGUGUGAGUAAAGGUGGACCUGCAGAGGUGGCUGGCCUCAGGAUCGGAGACAAAAUCAUGCAGGUGAAUGGGUGGGACAUGACAAUGGUCACACACGAUCAGGCACGAAAAAAACUCACCAAGAAGAACGAAGACGUGGUCAGGCUUCUUGUCACUAGAAGAUCUCUGGAGGAUGUAGUUAGACAGUCCAUGAUGCAACAACCAACACACUAAUUGAAACAAAUGAAUGUGGUUAUGGGUUUAUCACGUGUUUUGGAGCAUGUUGUUUUAAUAAAAAAAUGAACAUCUUCCCUCAGCCAAAGAGUGAUGCCAAGAAAUCAUUUCAGACUCUCAUAAUGAACUACAAGAACUUUUCAAUCAGUUACCUCGGUUGUUAUUAUGUUUUUAAUGUAUUGAACUCUGAACCAACAUAUGCAUCUCUAUAAUUACUACUCUCUUAUAGGAAAGUAAAUGCAGUAUAUGCAUUCCGCAAUUGACAUUACUAAUUUCAUGUGUGUUAUAAACCAUUACGCCUGAUCUAUACUCUUGAAUGUAAUGUGUAUCUCUGCCUGUUAUUAGUAUUUGCAAAAUCAAGCGAUGCAGGAAAUUUAGAUUUUCAGAGAACACAUCUCUACUCAUGUGACCACUAAUUUUAAUGUUAUGUUGUGGGUUGUAACACUUUUUUUUAUUUUAUAAUUCUGUUUUGCAUUUCAUUAAACAAUGUAGCCACAGCCUGAUAUUAGCAUAAUGGCGCCAUUGAAUUAUUAUCGCUUUAACAUCAGCAUCUGCUCCCAGGCACAAUAACACUGCAAUUUUGUAUUUAGCAAUGCUUAUGUUUCUUUUCUCUUCAUAUUUUCUACACUGUUUUGUUUUAAAAAACUUUUUGAUACAGACUUUUUGGCAUUUGAUUGUAUAUUUUCACUUUCCCAGUGAAUAAAAGACUCUUCUAGCA
This is a messenger RNA of Triplophysa rosa, 1228 nucleotides long. It is a transcript of the gene tax1bp3, whose product is annotated as Tax1 (human T-cell leukemia virus type I) binding protein 3. Gene Ontology annotation, biological process: neurotransmitter receptor transport, endosome to postsynaptic membrane; neurotransmitter receptor transport postsynaptic membrane to endosome. The transcript has 4 exons. NCBI's taxonomy places the organism in Eukaryota, Metazoa, Chordata, Actinopteri, Cypriniformes, Nemacheilidae. Gene Ontology annotation, cellular component: postsynaptic membrane; adherens junction; postsynaptic density. Gene Ontology annotation, molecular function: protein binding. Bases 124 to 510 code for a protein of 128 amino acids. The record is from RefSeq and is a predicted model, not a curated record.